AGGGCACUGUUGUUUAGUGCCACGUUGAUGGAGACCAGUGGGGACGUGGAAAUCCGUCUUGAGUCCGGAGCCGGGACCCGGUAGCCUCUCCGUCUGUCCGUCUGUCCGCACAGCCGUUGACCCUUCAGACAGAAAGAGGAACUUGUGUUCGUCACCAGCUUUAAUUGAUCGUUCAUGUGAGAGGGAGCAAAGAAAGAAAGGAAGGAAGGAUGAAACUUAAGGAGAUCAACCGCACAGCCAUCCAGAGCUGGAGUCCCGCACAGCACCACCCCAUCUACCUUGCAACAGGAACAUCAGCCCAGCAGCUGGAUGCCUCCUUCAGCACCAAUGCCUCCCUGGAGUUUUUCGAGCUGGACUUGACAGAGCCAUCUCUGGACAUGAAGUCAUGUGGCAGCUUGUCCUCCUCUCACAGAUACCACAAACUGGUCUGGGGUCCGUAUGGAAUGGAUGCGGAAGGGCAGCCAUCCGGGGUCCUCAUCGCAGGAGGCGAGAACGGCAACGUCAUCUUGUACGACCCUGCGAAGAUCAUGGCCGGAGAGAGCGACGUGAUCAUUGCCGAGAGCGACAGGCACACGGGGCCAGUGAGAGCUCUCGACGUCAACCCGUUCCAAACAAACCUGGUUGCAUCAGGUGGGAAUGAGUCUGAAAUUUAUAUCUGGGACAUGAAUAACUUUGGCUCUCCAAUGACACCAGGACCUAAAACUCAGCCUCAAGAGGACAUCAGCUGUGUGUCCUGGAACAGGCAGGUCCAACACAUCCUGGCCUCUGCAAGCCCGAGUGGCCGGGCCUCAGUGUGGGACCUCCGCAAGAAUGACCUCAUUAUUAAAGUUAGCGACCACAGCAACAGAAUGCAUUGCUCCGGGCUGGCUUGGAACCCAGAAGUUGCCACUCAGCUGGUCAUGGCCUCUGAGGACGACCGGAUGCCGGUCAUCCAGAUGUGGGACUUACGUUUUGCUACCUCCCCUUUCAAGAUUUUAGAGAAUCACACACGGGGUGUCCUGGCCAUCGCCUGGAGUUUGGCUGAUCCCGAGCUGCUCCUGAGCUGCGGGAAGGACAGCAGGAUCCUGUGCUGGAAUCCAAACACAGGAGAGGUGCUGUACGAGUUGCCCACCAGCAGUCAGUGGUGCUUUGACAUCCAGUGGUGCCCCAGGAACCCCGCGGUGCUGUCGGCUGCAUGCUUCGACGGACACAUCGACAUCUAUUCCAUCAUGGGAGGCAGCAACCAGGCGCAAAGCCAGAGACACGCUGACCAGAUAAGCAACUCUUUUGGGAACAUGGAUCCUUUUGGGACUGGACAAAGUUUACCUCCACUGCAGUUGCCCCAGACUGCAGCCCCUUCUGGGACAAUCCUCCCACUGAAGAAGCCACCCAAGUGGAUCCGCAGACCAGUUGGAGCCUCAUUUGCUUUUGGUGGGAAGCUGGUAUCUUUGGAGAACUCCAAGCCGAACCCUCAGCAGCCUCAGCAGCCCACUGCACACGUUGUACAUAUCAGUCAGGUUGUUACAGAAACAGCCUUUUUGAAGCGCUCCGAUCAGCUGCAGGCCACUCUGAGUGCAGGCAGCUUCGUGGAUUUCUGCCAGGGAAAGAUCGAUGCAGCCGAAAACGAGUUUGAAAAGACUCUCUGGUCAUUCCUCAAGGCUAAUUUCGAAAGUGAUAUCCGCAGCAAGUACCUGGAGCUUCUGGGGUACAACAAGGAGGAGCUAGCCUUAAAGAUUUCAGCAGCACUAGAGGAAAAACCUGCUGAACCUCUGCAGGUGGAGGUGCCCGCUCCGGUCAGCCUGCCACCUUUACCGGAACUCCGCUUCAUGCCUCCCAUUGACACUCCCGAGGCAGCGUUCGACAUGAUUGCCGCAGCAAACCUCCAGCCAGAGGCCACAAUGGAACUAGACUCCACUCCUGACCCAGAGACCGAAGAGCUGGCGGCAGCAGAUCCAGAGGACGCUCUUUCCAGCGAACCAGAAGAAAAUCUGGACCAGGUUCUCCAUGAGGAGGAGGCAAAGGAUGAAGCAGAGGAUGAAGCAGAGGAAGAGGAAGCAAAGGAGGAAGCAGAGGAGGAAGCAGAGGAGAAAGAGGAGGAGAAGCAGGAAGAGGAAGAAGAGAUCCCCUUGGAGGAGGAGACGGCGGCACCGAUGGAGCAGGUGGAGGAGGAGGAGCCCAGCCCUGCUGAGAUCUCCCCUCCAGUUGAGGACCACACUGAGGUUCCAGCUUCAGCUCCAGCUCCAACUCCAACCCUGGCUCACACAGAGGGAGUCAGCCUCAGCAUCAGUCAAGAUGUGGACGGGUUGAUCACACAGGCCCUGCUGACCGGAGACUUUGAGGGAGCCGUGGAGCUCUGUCUCCAUGACAACCGGAUGGCAGACAGCAUCAUCCUGGCUAUCGCCGGAGGGGCCGAACUCUUAGAGAAAACCCAGAAGAAGUAUUUCACCAAAACACACAGCAAGAUAACGAAGCUGAUCAGUGCCGUGGUGAUGAAAGACUGGCAUGACAUCCUGAAGACGUGCGAUCUGCAGAACUGGAAGGAGGCCCUGGCGGCUGUCAUGACCUACGCUCAGCCUGAAGAGUUCUCCUCCCUCUGUGACCUUCUCGGGGGCAGACUGGAGGCAGCAGAGGACGCCCAGCUGCAAGCACAGGCCUGUCUGUGUUACAUCUGUGCUGGAAACGUGGAGAAACUUGUGUCUUGUUGGAGCAGAGCGCAGGACGGACACUGUCCACUCUCUCUCCAGGACCUGGUGGAGAAGGUGGUGGUGCUGCGGCGUGCAGUAGAGCAGACCCAGCGCUCUGGUCCCGCUGCUAUCGGCAUCCUGCUGGCUGAGAAGAUGAGCCAGUAUGCCUACCUGCUGGCCUCCCAGGGCAGUCUGUCCACUGCCAUCACCUACCUGCCCGACAACACCAACCAGGUUGCCGUACAGCAGCUUCGUGACCGUCUCAGUCGGGCUCUGGGUCAGCAGCCGGUGGCUCCUGCAGCUCAGGUACAAACCCCGAGACCUCAGGCUCAGCUUCCCACCCGGACUCAGGCUCUGCCCCGGCAUCCGUUCACCCCGAUCCAGCCCGCCAUGGUGCCUCAGCCCCCUGCGCCAGCUCCGGUAGCCAUGCCUACGCCCGCCGCCUCUGCCCCGGCACAGCAGCAGUAUUACCAACCAGUGAGGGCUGCCUCCACUGUCACCUCCUGGAGUAACCAAACUCCAACAGCCCUCCCCAAUGUCCCUCCUCAAGUAGGCAGCGCCUCAGACCAGCAGGCGGAGCCUUCAAACCCCGUGUACGGGAUGCCACCCUCCGGCUCAGCCGCCGCACCUGCACCCUCCUCCACUCCUUACAUGGUGUCCCAUCAGUACCAGCCCUACCCCCCCCAGGUCAGCCAGUACCCACCUGGAGCUGGUGGGGUGUCUAUCUAUCAGCCUCUUCAGUACUCCUCUGCUGCUCCUCCUCCUGCAGAGCCUCCUGGCUUUCUCUCUCAGUACACACAGCCCAUGCCCUCUCAGCCAGCACCUCCGGUCUAUCCCGGACAACCUCCCAUCAGCCAGUGCCUGUCCUCCUCUCCUCCCUCCCAUCCUUCUCCUUUCUUUCCGACCGCCUCUGCCUCCUCCUCCUCCUCCUCUUUUUCUGCUCUUCCGUCCUCCGGAGCGUCUUUCCAGCAUGGCGGUCCGGGAUCUCCGGUGUCGUACAUGCCUCUUCCUCCACCGUGCGGAGUCUCAGGUACACAGCAUGACCCCGACCCCGGGCUGAUCCCCGCCUCUCAGAGAACAGGGCCUCAGAAUGGCUGGAACGACCCUCCAGCUCUGAGCAGAGCAUCGAAGAAGAAGCCGACUCGCGAGAUCUACACCCCUCCUGCCCCCAUCAUGUGCCCGCUGGGCGUUGACCCUCAGGCCCAGCAGGUACCGUCUGGGGCCCCUCAGGGCAUGGUCCAGGGCCCACAUGGUGCCCAGGUCCCUUACUCAGGCAUGCACCAGCAGCAGUUCUCCCCUCCACCCAUGAACCCCGCAAUGCCCAAGACCAGUAUGGAGGGAGCACCGGGAGCACCGACUGGAGAUGUUAUACAGCCUCUGCAGUCCAUCCCUGCUGAGAAGAUCAUGAAGAAGCCCAUCCCAGACGAGCACCUGGUCCUGAAGACCACAUUUGAGGGGCUGAUCCAGAAGUGCUUGGCUGUAGCCACCGACCCUCAAACUAAGAGGAAGCUUGAUGAUGCCAACAAACGUCUGGAGGCGCUCUACGAUAAACUCAGAGAGCAGACGCUCUCUCCCGCCAUCGUAGGAGGACUACACAACAUCGCCAGGAGUAUAGAGUCCAGGUCCUACACGGAGGGCCUCAACAUCCACACUCACAUAGUCAGCAGCAGCAACUUCAGCGAGACGUCGGCGUUCAUGCCCGUGCUCAAGGUGGUGCUGACACAAGCCAACAAACUCGGGGUCUGAUGGGGGGGCAGAGAAAAAAACCUCCGAACUCCUCCGAGUCUUUGACCGGUGGACGGUGGGGAGUGACUGGUCGGGGGUGGAGCUCGUUUCGCGGGGCGCCGCAUCUGACUCGCGGAAGAAUUCUGAGAGAUGUACGAAAAAAAAAUCCUGUUAAAUUCUUCUUUGUGCCAUUCAUGUUUUCUGACGCAACUCAAACACAAGCCAUGCUAUCGGUCACACUCAGUGGUGAAAGUAAAAUUCUCAGCCCCGUGCCAACAAACGCACACAGUAAACGAAGGGCUGGAGGCUGUUUUAAUUCAACUCAACCAAACAAAAUUACUCUAAAUGUUUUGUUUUUAAACGUGUAGUCAUGUGGAUUUAAUGAAUAUGCAAGAAUCUUAUUGAAAAACUGGUGAUCAAACUAUAAUGAAGGCACACAGUGUCAGCGUAUUGGAUAUGGAAGGCCAGUAUUAAUCAGCAAUGAAAACUAAAAUAGGAAAAGCAACGGGAAAGUCAGGAAAUUUUAAGGGCAUUUCCAUCCACCUGUAUUAAGAUGAUCAACAUAAAUGUAGUCAGCUUAAAGAAUAAAGCCGUUCUCAAUGAAUUAGGUAUUAAUAUCUGCAUGCUUUUGUCUCACAACUGCGUGAUCAUGCAAAUCACUUAAAAAAUAUUAGCUUGUUCAUCUUUAUAGUCUUUCAAUAUUUGUGCACUACAACAAUGCUCAGAUGCAUUAUAACCCAUAAAUACAUAGAAUUUUGCGAAGUCAUGCUUUAUUUUUUACACAUAAACGCACCAUUGCCUGCAUGUUGAGCUGCAAAUGAGGCUCCAGAUGAGAAAGGGAUGACAGAGUAUUGAAUUGGCAGUUAGAUUAAUAACCAAUAAUCACUCUUAUAAGCAUUUAAAGCCAAUUUAAUGCUAAGAGGGCCAGUUUUUCUUUUUAAAUAAACCUAAUAUGACUUGUAUCAGUUCUCUGAAUCCUCUGUCUGGAUUUUACCGGCUUACUUUCACCACUGGUGUCACUACAUACAACACAUUGGACCAAGAUACAGUCAGUGUGGGAUAUGUCAAUGCAAAGCAACGCAGUCCCAUUCGUUGAGGACGUUUUCAUGUCGUUUUAAUUUGUUUUUAUUUGUUUUAUCCUUGUUUUGUUUUUUUCAGUGUAAUCAUGAAGCUCAGCAGAGUGCAAUGGAUUUUUAAAGAGACUGUGCUUUUAUGGAAUUUUAAAGUAUGCAUGCUUAAACAAACAGAAACGCUAACAGCCUUCUUUCAACGGCAUUUGAGGUUAAUUGUCUGCUAAUUAAUCCGACCUCAGAAGGAAAACUGGAAGAAGACUUGUACUUGAUUUUCAUUCCAACUAUGAUGAGGGCUGUAGUCUGAGUGGUCAACUUCACUUUAUGUUGUUAAUAAAGGAAAACAAGUCCUUGUUUUAGAUUGACUACAUGCAAUAUUUUCAAUAAAUAGUAUUUAUUUACAAUA
Dicentrarchus labrax (European seabass) is the source of this 5864-nucleotide messenger RNA. It is a transcript of the gene sec31a, whose product is annotated as SEC31 homolog A, COPII coat complex component. The record is from RefSeq and is a predicted model, not a curated record. Gene Ontology annotation, molecular function: protein binding; structural molecule activity. The coding region runs from base 210 to 4409 and encodes 1399 amino acids. The transcript has 28 exons. NCBI's taxonomy places the organism in Eukaryota, Metazoa, Chordata, Actinopteri, Moronidae. Gene Ontology annotation, cellular component: endoplasmic reticulum exit site; COPII vesicle coat. Gene Ontology annotation, biological process: endoplasmic reticulum to Golgi vesicle-mediated transport; COPII-coated vesicle cargo loading; endoplasmic reticulum organization.